AUGGGGCUCCUCCCGUCGCCGCCUCUGCUGCUGCUGCUGCUGCUGCUGCUGCCGCCGCCCGCGGUGCCUGAGGCCGGCGGGGACCGGAGGUGCCUGCGCUCCCCAUACUCGGCUUCCCGCGACUUUGACGUGGAGUACCAGCUGCCCAGCUUCUCAGCAGGCGGCCCGGUGCAGGCCAUCACGACCUUCGAAGGCGGCGCGGAUGGGAGUGCGGUGUUCGUGGCCACACGCAAUCGCCUACAGGUGCUCGGGCCUGACCUACAAUCUGUCGGGAGCCUGGCCACGGGCCCUGCCGGGGACCCUGGCUGCCAGACGUGUUCAGCCUGUGACCCGGGGUCCCAGGGCCCACCGGGUGACACCGAUAUGCAGGUGUUGGUACUGGAGCCGGGGCUGCCCGCGCUGGUCAGCUGCGGCUCCAGCCUGCAGGGCCGCUGCUUCCUGCAUGAGCUGGAGCUGGGUGGGGCAGUGCCGCACCUGGCGGCGCCGGCCUGUCUCUUCUCAGCCCACCACAACCAGCCCGAGGACUGCCCGGAUUGUGUGGCCAGCCCACUGGGCACCCGCGUGGUCGUGGUCGAGCAGGGCCAGGCCUCCUACUUUUACGUGGCGUCCUCCCUGGACCCAGCCGUGGCUGCCAGCUUUAGCCCCCGCUCGGUGUCCAUCCGGCGCCUCAAGGCCGAUGCCUCGGGAUUCGAACCUGGUUUUCCGGCGCUGUCGGUGCUGCCCAAGCACCUCGCCUCCUACCGGAUCGAAUACGUGCACAGCUUCCGCGCUGGAGCCUUCGUCUACUUGCUGACGGUGCAGCCGACCAGUGUGGCGGACGCGCCGGGCGCCCUGCACACGCGCCUGGCGCGGCUCAACGCCGCCGAGCCAGAGCUGGGCGACUACCGCGAGCUGGUCCUGGACUGCCGCUUCGCACCUAAACGCCGGCGUCGCGGGGCCGCCGAGGGCGGGCAGCCCUUCCCGGUGCUGCGGGCCGCCCACUUCGCUCCCGUGGGCACCCAGCUGGCUGCUGAGCUGAGCGUCCCCGAGGGCCAGGAAGUGCUCUUCGGCGUCUUCUCCACCGGCAAGGACGGCAGCCCUGGCGCAGGCCCGGCCUCGGUGGUCUGUGCCUUCCCCAUCGACCUGAUGGACAAGCUGAUCGAGGAAGGUGUGGAACGCUGCUGUGACUCCGCAGACCACCUAGCCCUGCGCCGGGGCCUCGACUUCUUCCAGGCGCCCAGUUUGUGCCCCAACCCGCCUGUCCCGGAAGCCCCCAGCCCCAACAUCAGCUGCCGCCAUUUCCCUCUGCUGGUCAGCAGCACCUUCCAACGUGUGGACCUGUUCAAUGGACUGCUGGGCCCAGUGCAGGUCACCGCACUGCAUGUCACACGCCUUGGCAAUGUCACCGUGGCCCACAUGGGCACAACUGAUGGGCGUAUCCUGCAGGUGGAGCUGGCCAGGUCACUCAACUACUUGCUGUAUGUGUCCAACUUCUCACUGGGCAGCAGUGGGCAACCCAUUCAGCGGGAUGUCAGUCGCCUAGGGGACUACCUACUCUUCGCCUCUGGGGACCAGGUCUUCCAGGUACCCAUCCGGGGCCCUGGCUGCCGCCACUUCCUCACCUGUGGACGCUGCCUGCGGGCACAACGUUUCAUGGGCUGUGGCUGGUGUGGGAACGUGUGUGGUCGGCAGGAAGAGUGUCCUGGCUCCUGGCAACAGGACCACUGCCCACCUGAGCUCACUGAGUUCUACCCCCACAGUGGACCCCUACGGGGCAGCACGAGGCUGACCCUGUGUGGCUCUAACUUCUACGUGCACCCGUUUGAUCUGGCACCUGAGGGAACCUACCGGGUCACUGUGGGCCACAGUCCCUGCCAGCUGCUGCCCAAGGACACCUCAAACCUCAGCCUAGUGCCCCACAAGGACCUGGCAGAGGCGCUCGAGUGUGAGCUGGAGCCCUUGGGUUCCCAAGCAGUGGGGACUACCAACGUCAGCCUUACCAUGACUAACAUGCCACCAGGCAAGCACUUCCGGAUAGAUGGCACCUCUGUGCUGGGAGGCUUCUCUUUCACGGAGCCAGUGCUGACAGCAGUGCAACCCCUCUUUGGUCCUCGGGCGGGGGGCACCUGUCUCACCCUUGAGGGCCGGGGCCUGUCUGUAGGCUCCAGCCGGGCUGUGCUGCUCAAUGGAACCGAGUGCCUGUUGGAACGGGUCAGUGAGGGGCAGCUUGUAUGCACCACACCCCCUGGGGCUGCCACGGCCAGCGUCCCCCUUCGCCUGCAGGUGGGGGGUGCCGAGGUGCCCGGCUCCUGGACCUUCCACUACCGGGAAGACCCUGUCGUGCUGGGCAUCAGCCCCAACUGUGGCUACACUGGCUCCCGUGUUACCAUCCAUGGCCAGCAUCUGACUUCGGCACAGUACCUCGUGCUGUCAUUCAGUGAUGGGCGCAGGACAGUGGAGAACAAGUGUGAGGGGCGGCUUCCGGAGCAGCAUCAGUGCCACCUGCCUGAAUAUGUGGUCCGAGGUCCCCAGGGGUGGGUGACGGGAAGUCUGAGUGCCCGGGGAGAUGGAGCUGCUGGCUUCACUCUGCCCGGCUUUCGCUUCCUGCCCCCACCCCAUCUGCCCAGCACCUACCUAGCCCCACUGAAACCAGAGGAGCGUGCCGUUAAGUUUGAGUAUAUUGGGCUGGGUGCUGUGGCUGACUGUGUGGAUGUGAACGUGACCGUGGGAGGCGAGAGCUGCCAGCAUGAGCUCCGGGGGGACAUGGUUGUCUGCCCUCUGCCCUCCUCCCUGCAACUUGGCAAGGAUGGCGCCCCAUUGCAGGUCUGCGUGGAUGGUGGGUGUCACGUCCUGGGCAGAGUGGUGCGGCCAGGCCCACAGGGAAUCCCACAGAGCACGCUCCUUGGUGUCCUGCUGGCCUUGCUUGUGCUUGUGGCCGCCCUGGCCACCGCACUUAUCUUUAACUAUCGGUGGAAGAGGAAGCAGCAAGUCCUUUCUCCCAACCUGGAUGACCUGGCAUCCCUGGACCGGACUCCUGGAGCCUUGCCCCUGCCUCUUCUCCGCUCGGGUUCUGACUACAGAAGUGGUGCUGCACCCCCUGCUGGCAGUGAUGGGACCUGUGUUCCGCUGCUGCAGACAGAGUCCAUUCUGCUCAGAGACCUGGACCCUGCACUCCUGGCCGAGGUCAAGGAUGUACUGAUUCCCUACGAGCAGGUGGUCACCCACAGUGACCAAGUCAUUGGCAAAGGUCACUUUGGAGUUGUCUACCACGGAGAAUACACAGACAAGGCUCAGAACCGAAUCCACUGUGCUAUCAAGUCACUGAGUCGCAUCGCCGAUGCACAGGAGGUGGAGGCCUUCCUGCAAGAGGGGCUGCUCAUGCGUGGCUUGCACCACCCCAACGUGCUGGCCCUCAUCGGCAUCAUGCUGCCCCCCGAGGGGCUGCCCCAGGUGCUGCUGCCCUACAUGCGCCACGGAGACCUGCUCCAGUUCAUCCGCUCACCUCAGCGGAACCCCACUGUGAAGGACCUCAUUAGCUUCGGCCUGCAGGUAGCCCGUGGCAUGGAGUACCUGGCAGACCAGAAGUUUGUGCACAGGGACCUGGCUGCUCGGAACUGCAUGCUGGACGAGUCAUUCACGGUCAAGGUGGCUGACUUCGGUCUAGCCCGUGACGUCCUGGACAAGGAGUACUACAGUGUUCAGCAGCACCACCAUGCUCGCCUGCCGGUCAAGUGGAUGGCGCUGGAGAGCCUGCAGACCUACAGAUUCACCACCAAGUCUGAUGUGUGGUCCUUUGGCGUGCUGCUGUGGGAACUGCUGACUCGAGGCGCCCCCCCGUACCCCCACAUCGACCCUUUUGACCUCCCCAGCUUCCUGGCCCAGGGCCGGCGCCUACCGCAGCCUGAGUAUUGCCCCGAUUCUCUCUACCUAGUGAUGCAGCGAUGCUGGGAGGCGGAUCCGGCGGCACGACCCAGCUUUGGAGUGCUCGUGGGGGAAGUGGAGCAGGUCGUGGCCGCCCUGCUUGGAGACCACUAUGUGCAGCUCUCUGCCGCCUACGUGAACCUGGGCCCUGGUGCCUCGGAUGAGGUGAAAGUGCUCCCAGAACGGCCACAGCCCUCGCCUGCGCACCAGCACACGUGGCGGCCCCGGCCCCUCUCAGAACCACCUCGGCCCACUUGACCUAAGCCCUGGGCAGGCCCAUGGGGGCUGGACUUGCUUGGCGGCAUUAAGCUAGCCCCAAAAUCCCUCUGGGCCCCACCAGGCCGGAGGGCACUGGGCCUUUGGAGACAACGGGGGGGGGGGGGGAUCAGGGCACACUGGGGGCCCUGAUGUGAGCCA
Molecule: messenger RNA, 4317 nt
Organism: Lepus europaeus (European hare)
Lineage: Eukaryota; Metazoa; Chordata; Mammalia; Lagomorpha; Leporidae
Gene: MST1R
Product: macrophage stimulating 1 receptor
Exons: 20
Coding region: 1-4158 (1385 amino acids)
Biological process (GO): protein phosphorylation; cell migration; positive regulation of kinase activity
Cellular component (GO): signaling receptor complex; membrane
Molecular function (GO): protein binding; ATP binding; transmembrane receptor protein tyrosine kinase activity
Source: RefSeq, a predicted model, not a curated record